Gadus morhua (Atlantic cod) is the source of this 6921-nucleotide messenger RNA. Its product is annotated as netrin receptor UNC5C. Gene Ontology annotation, molecular function: netrin receptor activity; protein binding. Lineage: Eukaryota; Metazoa; Chordata; Actinopteri; Gadiformes; Gadidae. Gene Ontology annotation, cellular component: membrane. The record is from RefSeq and is a predicted model, not a curated record. The coding region runs from base 397 to 3279 and encodes 960 amino acids. Gene Ontology annotation, biological process: axon guidance; netrin-activated signaling pathway. The transcript is spliced from 18 exons.
GGCUUCCACUGCUACGGUAGCCGGAGGGCGGUGGCGUUUCUCGCGCUGCGUAAACGGAGAGAGCAGGGAGAGAAAGGGAGGGAGAGAAAGGUAUAGAGAGAGCGUUCAGUGGCCAGGCAGCACCGCCGCUGACACUGAGCGAGGGACCCAGCGAACGAGGUGAUUUCGCCUCUCUUCUUAUUGCACACAGCUUCAGCUCGCACGUUUUCAAACGGAUUAGACACCGGGGACCCAAAGCGUAUCAAGCCAAUCUUUUGGACUUUUCUUUUUCGCCCGAGCAGACAAUAAACACUUAUUGGGGGUUCUGGUCCCGUCCCCCCCACAGACACACACCCCUCCCUAGCCCCCCGUAACCACAAGCAGCGGACGAGCAGAGGAGUUUCUCACACGGCUUGUAUGUGGAAAAGUGGACGGAGCGCUGGGCCGAGCACUGGAAUAGGACACCUGGGUUGCCGCCGAUUGAUGAGAAUGUGUGCCACACCGGGAAUCAUGGUGCUCCUGGUGGUCGUACACCUAGGACUUGCCCAAGUCGACGACGACGACUUCCUGGGCCUGAGGGAGCUCCCCGAGACCUUCCCCUCGGACCCCCCAGAGCCCCUGCCCCACUUCCUGUUCGAGCCCGAGGAGGGCUACAUCGUGAAGAACAAGCCGGUGAACCUGUACUGCAAGGCCACGCCCGCCACACAGAUCUACUUCAAGUGCAACAGCGAGUGGGUGCACCAGAAGGACCACACCGUGGAGGAGCGGGUGGACGAGAACUCAGGGCUGGUGGUGCGGGAGGCCAGCAUCGAGAUCACCAGGACGCAGGUGGAGGAGCUGUUCGGGCCGGAGGACUACUGGUGCCAGUGUGUGGCCUGGAGCUCGGCGGGGACCACCAAGAGCCGCAAGUCCCACGUCCGCAUCGCCUACCUGAAGAAGUCUUUUGAGCAGGAGCCGCUGGGGAAGGAGGUGUCUCUGGACCAGGAGGUGCUGUUACAGUGUCGGCCCCCAGAGGGCAUCCCCGCCGCCGAGGUGGAGUGGCUGAAGAACGAGGAGAUCAUCGACCCUGCGGAGGACCGGAACUUCUACAUCACCAUCGACCACAACCUGAUCAUCAAGCAGGCGCGCCUCUCCGACACGGCCAACUACACGUGCGUGGCCAAGAACAUCGUGGCCAAGCGGAGGAGCACCACGGCCACCGUCAUCGUUUACGUGAAUGGGGGCUGGUCCACGUGGACAGAGUGGUCGGCGUGCAACAGCCGCUGUGGGCGGGGCUUCCAGAAGCGCACCCGGAGCUGCACUAACCCCGCCCCUCUGAAUGGAGGGUCGCCCUGCGAUGGACAGGCCAUCCAGAAACUGGCCUGCACCACACUGUGCACAGUGGACGGUGUGUGGACUGACUGGAGUAAGUGGUCGGCCUGUGGGACAGAGUGCACCCAGUGGAGGAGGAGGGAGUGCAACAACCCAGCCCCAAAGAACGGAGGGAGGGACUGUGACGGCCUGGUGCUCCAGUCACAGAACUGCACCGACGGACUCUGCAUGCAAAGCUCAUUGUUUCAGAAGGCAACAGAGAGCAAAGAAAGGAAUGAUUUGGGAUUCACAUCGGCGCCCAGUGCGGACGACGUGGCGCUGUACGUGGGCAUCGUCAUCGCGGUCAUCAUGUGCCUGGUCAUCUCCGUCAUCGUGGCGCUCUUCGUCUACCGCAAGACGCACCGCGACUUCGACUCUGACAUCAUCGACACCUCGGCGCUCAACGGCGGCUUCCAGUCGGUCAACAUCAAGACGGCGAGAUCAGCAGAUCUUCUUACCGCUACUCCGGACCUGACCAACGCGGCGGCCAUGUACCGCGGGCCCGUGUACGCGCUCCACGACGUCUCGGACAAGAUCCCCAUGACAAACUCUCCCCUGUUGGACCCACUGCCCAACCUCAAAAUCAAGGUGUACAACUCCUCGGGUCUGGUCACCCCGCAGGACGACCUGGGAGGCGACUUCACUUCCAAACUAUCUCCCAAGGUGACCCAGUCCCUCCUGGACAACAGCGACACCAUGAACCUCAGGAACCAGAGCCUGGCCAGGACACGGGACCCAUCGUGCACCGCACACGGCUCCUUCAACUACCAGGGGGGGCACCUCAUCGUGCCCAACUCUGGUGUGAGUCUGCUGGUCCCAGCAGGAGCAGUACCGCAGGGUCGGGUCUAUGAGAUGUAUGUGACCGUGCACAGGAAGGACAGCUUAAAGCCCCCGGUGGAGGACGUCCAGACGGUGCUGAGCCCCGUGGUGAGCUGCGGGCCCCCGGGGGCCCUCCUGACCAGGCCGGUCAUCCUCACCAUCCACCACUGCGCCGACACGGACCAGGAGGACUGGCUGAUCCAGCUCAAGAGCCAGCUGGCCCUGGGGGAGUGGGAGGACGUGGUGGUGGUGGGAGAGGAGAACUUCACCACCCCCUGCUACGUGCAGAUGGACUCAGAGGCGUGCCACAUCCUCACCGAGACCCUGGGGACCUACUGCCUGGUGGGCCAGUCGGUGGGCAAGUCAGCCGCCAAGAGACUCAAACUAGCGGUGUUCGGGCCGGUGUCCUGCACCUCGCUCGACUACCACAUCAGGGUCUACUGCCUGGAUGACACGCAGGACGCACUUAAGGAGGUACUGCAGAUGGAGACGCAGAUGGGCGGAAAGCUGCUGGAUGAACCCAAGACGCUGAACUUCAAAGACAGCACUCACAACCUGAGACUGUCGGUCCACGAUGUGCCACACACACACUGGAGGAGCAAGCUCAUCGCCAAGUACCAGGAGAUCUCCUUCUACCAGGUGUGGGGCGGCAGCCAGAGAACGCUCCACUGUACCUUCACACUGGAGAGGCUGAGCUCUGCCACGUCGGAGCUCUGCUGCAAGCUGUGUGUGCGGCAGGUGGAGGGGGAGGGCCAGAUCUUCCAGCUCAGCAACACACUGGAGGAGGACGUCCAGUGCAUAGACACAUCCCUGAUGGACCCGGCCAGCAACAUCACAGCUCUGGUGGGGCCCAACGCCUUCCGCAUCCCCCUGUCCAUCAGACAGAAGCUGUGUGGCAGCCUUGACGCGCCCCAGACCAGAGGCAACGACUGGAGGAUGCUGGCUCACAAGCUCCGCCUGGACAGGUACCUGAACUACUUUGCCACCAAGGCCAGCCCCACGGGGGUGAUCCUGGACCUGUGGGAGGCGCAGCACUUCCCCGACGGAGACCUCAACGAGCUGGCGGCCGUGCUGGAGGAGAUGGGUCGCCAUGACAACAGCAUGCCCUCCAUGAUGACGGCCGAUCACUGACCACGCCCCCGCACACACAUUUUAAAAGAGAUAAAGAAACGAUGGCCGGUCACCUUGGAGGUGUUGGAACAUUAAAGACAGGGGGGGGAAAGGAUAUUUUUUUUUAUAUCUAAAGUGGGUUCCAAAGGGAACGAGGAAGAUGAGGAGGAUGAGGAGGAAGAGGGGGUCCAUGUGUACACAAGGAGAAGGCUGUACAGAGACUUUAUACUAACACGGCGGACCGAACUGUUACGCAGGGGUUCGCCAAACAUUGCUCUGUGUGGUUGUGUGUGUGUAUGUGUGUGUGUGUGUGUGUGCGUGCAUGCGUGUCAAACAGUGUGUGUACGUGCGUACACCUGUGUGUGUGUGUGUGUGUGUGUGUGUUUGUGAUCUCGCAGAGGCAUGUCCAAGUCCUCUUUUUGUUUUCGCGUGGGCUAGCAUCAAGGAAAGGCAAACAGCGCCUAUGGGCUGCCCACAGGAACAAACAUGAAACACAUCAGGCUGAAACCCAUACAGUACACAUCAUAGCAGGUCCCUGGAUUCAUCCCGAUCAACCCAAACAUAUAGGAAACAGAAACCUAGGCUGAAGAAACCGACCUUGACGUUCCCUCCUCGCACUCUCAGGAGGAAGGAGAAUAUUAUCCAAGGAAGGCAAGGCGAGAUGAGAGGACUCCCCUUUGGUUGGAGGAACCAGGAUGUAACAAAAUAAAAGCGGGCGAUAAAGGAUAUGAAAAAUGAAAGCGCGCAGCAGGUGACCAGCCGUAAAGAAGAGGAAGGAGGGAGGGGUCGGAUAACGGAAUAAAGCGUCUCUUGUGAACCCGACACCGCUGUACCGGUUCCCCCGUACAACUUGUUUUCUUUAUAUCGUUCCCUAUAGGGAACACGGUCUAUCGUGGAGUUUUUGUUUUGUUUUUUUCGCCGUCUGUUUUUUCGGUGGAGUGCUUUUUCCUGUUCUCCACGCAGCAGGUCCGAGCAACCAGGUCCUGACCCGGUCCUCAAUCAGAUGGACUUCUCUGUGCCGGGCAGCGGAGCGAAGCCAGACUGAUGGAUGUGAUGUCUGUUACGUUUUCAAGGUUUCCGACAGGGAGGUCACCCGGUCUGUUUAUUUCCGAGGCCCGAAUCCUUUUUUUAUUAUUUCAGAGGCAUUCAAUGUGACAGUAUUUUUGCGACUGUUGAGGAAGGCAAGCCUGCUCAUUUCCACCGAGGGUGUUUGUAUGUGUUGACCCCUGUCAUGUUCUACAUGGUAUUCUUCUUCUGAAAAAGCUUAGGGGCAAAAAAGGUGCAGACAAUGUAAAUAUCCGCUUUCUCCAGUGAGUGGAUCUUGAGAUGUUUUGACCUGUUUGACUUAGUGCUUCAGCUUAACACCCCAUAAGAGGACUCGUAAGGGGUACACUGAAGGACGGUGGGUUGCCUAGUAACCACUCCAACUGCUAUAACAAGAGUUAGAAUUCUGUACCCAGUAUUGUUGGAUUAAAAGGAUUUAUUUUGUGACUUUGCGACCGCACGCAGGAAGGCAAAAGGAAAAAGGGACAAACUAAGGAGGGGUAAUCGUUAAUUAUACCUCUUAAAACAACGGUUGUGCGAUGGUGAACCAUAAUACAGCUGGCAUAUUUUGAUGAAUGCGGGGGACUUCUGGUCUGAUGUGUGUGUCUUGUUCCCUGACAUUUGCCUUCAGGUUGCUUUAUGUGUGGCUGUCACCUCCAUGACUUUCAUUGCGUUGUCACGAGCACCGUUCAGUGGCCUUGUUGGAGAAUAACAGCGGUUGCAUUUGGUUGUGAUCAAGAAAUUGUAAAUACAUGAUUAUCAUUCUCAUCCUAAUGGCAAUUGUAUUAACUGCAUAUCAUGGUUGAUCGAUUUUUCUUGGCUUUAUAUACAUUGAUAUCAUAUUAUGAUUUGUUUGCAUCCUUUUAAGUUUUGGAAAUCAAUGGUGUUACAUAUUAAUGGUUGCCAAUUUUAUUAAGUAGACCCCUAUUCUGUGUUCAAAAAAGGCCAUUCAUAACAUGUAUUAUUUCAUUUUUUUAUAUUUAAAUACGUUUAUUUCAUUCAUUUCAUCAACACCUAGAAAACAAGAGGUUUAAAAUGAAGUGCACCAUCCCUGAUAGAAACACAGAUGAUUGCUAUGUGACAAGAAUCGCCACGAAGAUCUAUACGAAAAUGAGUUGCAGUAACAUUUCUAUCACACUAGGGGGCAGUGCUGUCUCAAGAACACUCAAGGUUUAACUUACUCCCGUUGGGGUUUACAGGGAGACAGAGUGCUUUGGCUUUGAAGAAUGGGAAAGAAUAUCAAACUGUUACAUAACCUUGUUGUGGUUAACCCUUAGGUUAUAUAAUGUGUUUAUGGUGGCGCAAAACAUUCUAAACUUCCUGUGAGAUGGACAGAAAAAUACAUGAACGAUCCAGAAGCUGGAGUUAACAGUGUUUUCUCCAUACUGCUUUGGGAUUUGUGCUGCAUGUCUCGCAGCAUCUAGUGUCACAUUGUAGACAUUGUUAUGAAGGCAUCUACUAUUCAAUAGUCGCCAUAUAGAAGCAAACUGACUGGUUUGUGGAGGAGAUAGGGAGCAAAAUAUAAAAGUACAAUGUGUCAGGUGAGUUAGGGAGGAGAUUGAGAACUUUAUUUUUGUUUACCUGAUACCGCAACUGUCUAAACAGCAAGAGUGCUCCUCGAUGAAAUAUGGGUUAUGGGUUUGUUUUUGUUGUUUUUGUCAUUUUGUUUUUAACCAAACAGACAGCUUUGAAAGGAAUACAGGGGAAACAUAUUCAGAUGUACACAAAUCAGAUGUAUCAGUCUAGGGCCCUAGGCCUUGGGUAUACAUUAAUCAAAAUGUAUUUGUAUUCAUGCUAAGCUGACAUACCCAACCAAAGUAGAGUUAUCCCUGCUGAAUCAUUGAAAUCUAAAGUGUUUGAGAGAGAACUGCCAUGCAUUCAGCUGUUAUUGUUUUGUUCUUCAUUUUGCAGAACCGAGCAUGUCGGUCAAAAUAGCUUGAGAAAUGUUUCACACUUUGUCUCCACAACCUUCCUUUCUCUCCCUAUCCCUCCCUACAUCUCUCGCCUUCACUUUAUACAUGUCUCUCUCUCUCUCGCUCUCUCUCUCCCGAAUAUCCCGCCCAUUCAUCUCGCUCUUGUUUCUACACAGAGGGUCAAUAAAGGGAGUGAACGGAGGCUUCAUGACAUGCAGCGUGCUAGGCCUCAACACAGAGAUCUGGCAUGAGUCACUAAAAAGGUGGAAAGGGAUGUAAAAAAAACAAAAAACUUUUCUUUUCUAUACACAGUAUGUACAGUUGUGUGCUGUCGUCUAUAUUUGGCAAAUUUCGUAAUACAAAAAAACAGCAGUACAAGUUAUAGUUGAUAGUUUGUAUGGUUUCAGUUUGUGUUGGAUUUUUGUUAUUAUUUUGGUAAAGGCAGUGUCUACUAUGCAAACCUGGCAUUGUUUCUCAUGAUAGACGUGUAUUUAAAGCUGUGCUUGUAAGUGCAUUCUUCUCCUUUUGUUCUACUAUCAGGGGUGUUUUGGUUUGUUAAUGUCGGGUAGUAUUGGUCCAUUAUAGCUAAUUCUGGCACGCUUCAAUCUUGCGGUUUUCCCUUCUCGCUGUCGCUCUUAAUUGUUUUCUGUACAAAGUGUAAGAAAGAAUUUUUAAGACAAUUAAUAAAUUAUAUUUAUAAGCAAUA